Messenger RNA from Hypoxylon trugodes, 483 nucleotides. RefSeq lists its product as uncharacterized. Gene Ontology annotation, cellular component: cytoplasm. The transcript has a single exon. The record is from RefSeq and is a predicted model, not a curated record. The coding region runs from base 1 to 483 and encodes 160 amino acids. Gene Ontology annotation, biological process: mitochondria-nucleus signaling pathway; regulation of nitrogen utilization; negative regulation of transcription by RNA polymerase II. NCBI's taxonomy places the organism in Eukaryota, Fungi, Ascomycota, Sordariomycetes, Xylariales, Hypoxylaceae.
AUGUCUAGCACCUCUCACCAACAGUCAACGAGCGAGCCAUCACGGGCGUCGCCACAACCGCAGGCCUCAGAGACCCCUAGCAAUCAAUCAAAUACCUACAUAGACGACAAUGAUUCAGGGUGGGAGGAUGCCAUUGAGGAAAGCGACAAAUCAAGCAUAGACGACAUAGUUACCUUGAAGUGUGUUCCAUCGAAAGCGAAUCCUGCCCGUCAGAUGUCACUCAUUAGUCUUAUGUUUCUGACUGACUACCACCACCGCCAUCGAGCUGCUCCUCUCUCGCCCAGUGAAACGAGGAAGAACAUGUUGGCUACGGAACUGACCGAGUCACUACGACGUCAGCUACUGUGUGAGCGACAGCGCCACACCUCGCUUGAUGUGGCCAAUUUGAAGCAGUGUCCGGAGCGAGCCUACAUGGAAAACGAGUCUUACCCCAGGAGCUGCGACCAAUAUUGUAUCUGUGACUACCACACGCACGGCUGGUAA